Molecule: messenger RNA, 1053 nt
Organism: Helobdella robusta
Lineage: Eukaryota; Metazoa; Annelida; Clitellata; Rhynchobdellida; Glossiphoniidae
Exons: 4
Coding region: 1-1053 (350 amino acids)
Source: RefSeq, a predicted model, not a curated record
AUGUUGCAGGACGAGGUGGUGGCUGAGGAGAACAAAGUGGUCUUGAUGCUGAGCGAGUUGGUUGAAUUGAUCUUAAUUGAUCAGCCGUGCGAGCACCACCAUCAUCAUCAUCACCAGCAUCAUUAUCAUCAUCAUCAACAAUCGCCUUCUAACGCUAUCAACACAACGAGUUGGGAUAAUGAUACAAAAGCAAACAACAAAAGCACAAACGAAAAAAUACACGUGCACGUCAACACGUGCAACAACAUCAAAGAAAGCAACUCGGCUUUGAACGCUAAUAAUAAUUAUAAUACAAAUAAUGAGUUUGAUGGGCAACCUGUGAAAUCAGAAGCAAAUUUCAACAUCACCUGUGAUCCACGCGCGAGCCAUCCUCAACCUUCAGUUGGCGAUCAUAUGUUGGAUUGCAGGAAUGAAAAUUUACUUAGUGUCAAUAUGGAUAAUGCCAAAAAUAAUGUGAAUGGACUUGCUUCUAACAACUGCAAAUCAUCUUCAGAUUUUAAUUUGAAUACAAACGCUGCACCGAAAGAGGCUACAGACGCAUCAGAUAUCCAUGGACCUUUGCAUUACCAUCAUCUGAAGAAGCCCAUCAUCAUUAGCUACCCUCAGUACUGUCGGUACCAGUGUGCCAGGAAGAGGCUAACGAUGAUCAGCAGGCAGGACGACCUCCAGAUGCUCGCCUAUCUAGUCGGAAAGAGUUUCGUUCAAUCCCUGCCGAGUGUUGUCUCUGAUGUUGACGUCUUCUUCUGCAUGGACACCGCCGCUAAUCCAGACUUCAAAUCGUUUAAAAGCGAACUUAACCAUCUAGUCCUCAUCGCCUGUGCCAAUGAGCACCAAUUUACCCAUCACACCAUCCUUCACUUCAUUCCGGCCAUCACCAAUCCAACUUCACGACAUCGUCCACUGCAGACAAGCCUCGUAGCCACACCAUCCUUGUCGACCCUGAAAACUAUUAGAAAUAAAUGUACAACAACCUCACAAUUGACUGGUGCGUAUCAUGUCGGAAGCGACACUACCAACUCUCAGCACCUCAGCCACACAGUGCACCUAACAUAG